Messenger RNA from Sinocyclocheilus anshuiensis, 2561 nucleotides. RefSeq names its product rho-related BTB domain-containing protein 2-like. Gene Ontology annotation, biological process: small GTPase-mediated signal transduction. The record is from RefSeq and is a predicted model, not a curated record. NCBI's taxonomy places the organism in Eukaryota, Metazoa, Chordata, Actinopteri, Cypriniformes, Cyprinidae. Gene Ontology annotation, molecular function: protein binding; GTP binding; GTPase activity.
GACAUGGACUAUGAGAGGCCAAAUGUCGAGACUAUCAAGUGUGUGGUGGUUGGAGACAAUGCAGUUGGAAAGACCCGUCUUAUCUGUGCCCGGGCCUGUAACGCAACGCUUACACAAUACCAGCUACUUGCCACACAUGUGCCCACUGUCUGGGCAAUAGAUCAGUACAGAGUCUGCCAGGAGGUUCUAGAAAGGUCCAGGGAUGUGGUGGAUGAUGUCAGUGUGUCCUUGCGUCUCUGGGACACUUUCGGUGACCAUCACAAGGACCGCAGAUUUGCGUAUGGCAGGUCUGAUGUGGUGGUGUUGUGUUUCUCCAUUGCAAACCCAAACUCACUCCACCAUGUGAGGACGAUGUGGUACCCUGAGAUCAAGCAUUUCUGUCCCAGAGCUCCUGUUAUCCUAGUGGGCUGCCAGCUAGACCUGCGGUACGCCGACCUGGAGGCAGUGAACAGAGCUCGCCGGCCACUGGCCAGACCCAUUAAAUCCAAUGAGAUAUUGGCGCCAGAGAAAGGCCGUGAGGUGGCUAAAGAACUAGGCGUCCGUUAUUAUGAGACCAGCAUAGUUGCUCAGUUCGGGGUUAAGGACGUUUUCGACAAUGCUAUCCGAGCAGCCCUCAUUUCCCGUCGUCAUCUCCAAUUCUGGAAGUCACAUUUACGAAAUGUUCAAAGGCCACUCCUCCAAGCCCCCUUCCUUCCCCCAAAACCCCCUCCACCCAUUAUCACCGUUCCUGCCCCUCCCAGUAAUAUCGAAGAGCACGCUAGUCGGCUGUUGGAGGACCCGCUCUGCACCGAUGUCAUCUUAGCCAAGUUCUACGACCUCUUCUUGACCGAACCUCGGGGUCCUGAGGAGAUCGAACGGGAGCGAGAACGACCCCGAGGGCCACCGCUUUCUGGCCGCGAAUUGCUGAUGCGCGCAGUUAGUUUUGACGUUUGUGAAAGUAGUGACGAUGGAGAUAGAGCAAACUUGCGUGCCUGCACCAGUGAUGGAACUCUAAAAGGCGACGGAGAUCGUCGCGGUCGUCUGCUCCCAGCCUUGAGUCGUGCUUUCAUUAGCAUCCAAGAAGAAAUGGUGGAUGACCCCGUGACCUUCAACCCUAGAAAAAUGACCGUUGUUCACAUGGACCCUUCAAUGCAGCCCGGUCCAUUCCGAUCGGUGUUGCGGUACCUGUAUACAGGUAAACUAGAUGAGCGGGAGAAGGAGCUAAUGCAGGUGGCCCACAUCGCAGAGCUGCUGGAAGUGUUUGACCUGCGUAUGAUGGUGGCUAAUAUCCUGAACGAUGAGGCCUUCAUGAAUCAGGAGAUCACCAAGGCCUUUCACGUGAGACGCACCAAUCGAGUGAAAGAAUGUCUGGCCAAAGGGACCUUCUCUGAUGUGGUGUUCAGGUUGGAUGAUGGCACCAUCAUGGCCCAUAAACCACUGCUUAUCUCAAGCUGUGAUUGGAUGGCAGCCAUGUUUGGUGGACCAUUUGUGGAGAGUUGUACAAAAGAGGUGCUGUUUCCAAACACUACGCGGAGCUGCAUGCGUGCUGUGCUGGAGUAUCUCUAUGCUGGCUGCUUCUGCUCUCGCCCAGAUCUGGAUGCCAUGGAACUCAUUGUUCUUGCAAACCGUCUCUGUCUGCCUCACCUGGUAGCGCUGACAGAGCUGUACACUGUGAAGGUACUGACAGAAGCUGCCAUGAUGGGAGCUGAUAUAGAUGGAGAUGUUCUGCUCUAUCUGGACAUGGCCCAGUUCCACUGUGCUCAUCAGUUGACUGACUGGUGCCUCCAUCACAUCUGCACCAACUACAACAGAGUCUGUCGCAAAUUCCCUCGAGACAUGAAGGCCAAAUCUACAGAAAACCUGGAGCACUUUGAGAAACAUCGCUGGCCUCCAGUGUGGUAUCUAAAGGAAGAAGAUCACUAUCAGCGGGCGCGCAAGGAGCGUGAGAAGGAAGAUUACCUGUACCAAAAGCGUCAGUGUAAACGCAAGUGGCUCUUCUGGAAUCUACCGUCCUCCAAUUCUCCAUCUUCUCCUGGUUCUUCGGCAGUCAUCUGAUCGGCUCUCAGGGUGCAUGACCCACCUAACAGCCAUAAAUGUGGGAUAUAAAAACAAGGCAUGAUAGCCUUUUUCAACUCUAUAAGAUGACCUAUUCACAUUUUCUGUUGAGCAAAAUGCCCAAGCCCUGCUUUUAGCUGCUGAAGAACAAGCAAAAAUGAAACAGGAUGGAGAACGCAAGUCAAAGCAACACAAGGCUUUGACUAAAAGCACAUUGCUGAGUCUUUCUACUGGUUGAAUUUUUCAUCAAAUCAAAUCAAAUCAGCUUUGACAUCAUAUCCUGCGGUAUUAGAGCGCUGCACAGUUUGCUGUUAAAAGACAAUCUUCGCUCAGCAUCGGUUCCCCAAACAUAACCAUAUCUUCAUCUGUAUAGAAACAUGCAUGGCAGGACUGCACAUAUUCAUAACUUGAAAUGCUAAUAAGUGCUUUUCAGCUCUAAAGGACGAGAACACCGGAACGUUUUAGAGCAACCAGCAAAUAUAAUCUACAAUCAAACCACUUCAACAGACCGAUGUUCUCAAGAUUCA